Messenger RNA from Aricia agestis (brown argus), 412 nucleotides. RefSeq lists its product as uncharacterized. Lineage: Eukaryota; Metazoa; Arthropoda; Insecta; Lepidoptera; Lycaenidae. The coding region runs from base 38 to 412 and encodes 124 amino acids. The record is from RefSeq and is a predicted model, not a curated record. The transcript is spliced from 3 exons.
UAGUUCUGUCUAUUGUACUUCUACGUCCAAGAAUACAAUGAAGAUCCUCCUGCUCCUACCUCUAUUGGGCGUGGCCCUGGCCUACACUGACGUGAACGACACUUUCCUCAAGGACACUUUGCUGCAGGACCCGGCCAAGGCUCGGAAGGAGACGCAGGAGCUCACCGCGUGUUUGUUGGACGAGGGCCCGUGUGAGGGAUACAACGCGGUCGGCAAGAUUCACAUAGUAUCGGCCAUGUCGGAUUCCUGCGCCGAAUGCGAUAUGAUUCAGAAGCGCGCAGCCGUCAAAUACCUGACAACGAUGAAGAAGGAGUUCCCCCAGCAAUAUGAGAAGUUUGAGAAGAGAUACGACCCCACCAGGAAAAACUUCGAUAAGAUGCUGCAGGCACUGAGCGUUUAUAAAGACGACUAG